UCGGCUAAUGAAGAAACUUUACAGGAAAACGAUAUCGCAAAUUUGAACAAAACUAGUGAAAGAGGAACUUGAAGAACCGUAUUAAAUAGAUGGAGAAGGACACCACUUUGACUCAGAUUCUGCCUAAGCCACUGCCUAAGUUGGGUUCUUAACUAUAGAUUAUUUGUCAUGUAGAAUAUCUUUUGCCGGCAGUUCAUAUAUAAUAACAUUUCAUAUAUAUUCUCUUGCUCAAAAUUGUCCAUGUUUGUUAGUAAACGGUUUACAAUUUUUAAAUCGGCUAAAAACGACGCUCCCCUGAAUUGCCUGUGGUAGACAAAAGAAAAUUCUUCUAACGUCGGUUUUUCGGUUGCCAUUUGAAAACUUCAUGAAAGUGUGUUGCAACUGAGAAAGGUAGCCAAAUUUGAAAGAGAACUCUUUGUUUACAAAAAACUGGGUGCUUGGCAACGAAAAUCAGAUCCGCAGGUUGUAGUCUUCAAACACCAGCAGGCAAGUGAUAAAUAUGCCACCUUGAACUACCCAUCAUGGCUGCCCCGACACGAUCAACAAGUCAACCGAGUAACAUUUUAACAUCUUAAGAACAAAAAGUAUGUCAUAGAGCCACGUUCCAGUCAUGGCAAAGUCCCCGGGAAACUUGGAGUCGGGGCUAACCCGGUUUUUAAACACUCUCUACGCUUGCUUCCGCUUUAUGUCAAGAUUUCUUGUAUGCUGCCAGUUCUGUGAAUGUCCGACGCAUCAAAGAAAGUGUAAAAGGAAGGUUGAUGGAGAACAAAGCAUAGACUCCCAAACGACGAAUUCUAAAAGGAGUAGAAUUUCUGCUGCAGAAUUUAGCUUUCCAAAGCGUUAUAUUCUGGCGAUAAUGACUUUUCUUGGUUUUAUGAACAUGUACGCUUUGCGUGUUAAUUUGAACGUCGCUAUAGGCGCCAUGGUCAAUAAUCACACUGUACAACAGAAAGGAUACACGAUCACACGGGAAGCAGAAUUUGACUGGGAUUCAAAACUGCAAGGCAUAGUUCUGGGCUCGUUCUAUUAUGGAUAUGCCUUCUUGCAGCUGCCUGGUGGCUGCCUCGCUCUCAAGCUCGGUGGCACGAGAAUAUUUGGAUACGCCAUCUUUUUAGCCUCCAUGUUGACACUUCUGACUCCAGUGGCCACACGAUACAGUGUGUAUGGAAUGAUUGCUGUAAGAGCAGGAGAAGGGCUCAUGCUGGUGAGAAAUACGGUCAUUUAUACCAUGCCAUAAGAAAGCCAAUCAGAAUGCAGGAAAGCCGUUGUACAUUCGACGGUAUGAGUUAUCUCCAACCUUCCCAUCAUGCGCCCCGCGCAUGUCAACAUCGAGUGUGUUGGCCACCGUAUUUUCUAUGGCAUGGUAUAGUUAUCUCAUAUUAUGUCACGGAAUAUCCCAAUUGUUGCUGGUAUUUUCUUGUUACAGACACUCACCUAAAGGCUCGUGUGUAUACCGAUAAAAUAUACAAGUGGCUCGUGGGAUAUUCCAUGGUAUACCACGCGAAAGCGUCGCAUAACUAGAAUUUAUUAGAAACUGGAUCAUUAGAAAAUGCAAUUCGAGAGUUUUCAUUGGCUUAGCCAUCAUGGGUUA
Molecule: messenger RNA, 1591 nt
Organism: Orbicella faveolata
Lineage: Eukaryota; Metazoa; Cnidaria; Anthozoa; Scleractinia; Merulinidae
Product: vesicular glutamate transporter 2-like
Biological process (GO): transmembrane transport; monoatomic anion transport
Cellular component (GO): membrane
Molecular function (GO): transmembrane transporter activity
Source: RefSeq, a predicted model, not a curated record